AUGACAAAGCCAGGCAAUCCUCUUGUUGAAGAUUCUUUUGGCCAAACACCUCUUCAUUUGGCGGUCGUUCAUACACCUCAAGAUCCUGAGCGUAUCAAGCAAGGAAUGCGGGCUCUUCUCAAUCGUGACACACCUCUCAAUUUGCAGGAUGGAAAUGGUCAAACUCCGCUCCAUAUGGCAGCUCAAAUUGGUAAUCACUGGGCUGUUGAGUUGAUACUUGAGCACUAUAUCUUUGACAGGGAACCCGACGAAGAUGACGAGGCCGACGAGGAUAGCGAGACGGAUGUGACUGAUUUGGCUGCGCUUAUCUACCAGGCUGCGCUUAUCCGCCGGGCUGAAGAUCUGGGGAUACGUGAUAAUGACGGGAGUACACCAUUUCAUCUGGCUGCAAUGUUACGGCCAUCAAACUAUGCAAAAAUCCUCGAUUUGCUGAACGAAGCUGGAGGAAGAUGCACAUGCAAAACUCCUAAUGGCGAUAGCUCUUGUGAAAGCCUGCGGGAGAAAUUCAAAAACUAG
This is a messenger RNA of Penicillium verhagenii, 516 nucleotides long. RefSeq lists its product as uncharacterized. The record is from RefSeq and is a predicted model, not a curated record. The transcript has a single exon. Gene Ontology annotation, molecular function: protein binding. NCBI's taxonomy places the organism in Eukaryota, Fungi, Ascomycota, Eurotiomycetes, Eurotiales, Aspergillaceae. The coding region runs from base 1 to 516 and encodes 171 amino acids.